CCAAAAGAAUAAAUAAAUAAAUAACAUUGAGAACGUGUAUAAAAAUAGAAGCUCUGCGAUCUUCACAAUACAAAACCAAACCAGAGAGAAAUUUACGCUCACAUCAACAAAAACAAUUCCUCUUUUAUGUUUUCUUAUAUUUAAAUUUCUUGAAUUGAAAAAUAAAGCAUUUCCUGAUAUUAUUACCGAAAAAUCAAUUCCCGCUGUAUAUUGAAUGAAGCCACACACACAUUUGGCGGUAUUCCGAUUUCUCAGCACAAACUCAUCGUCGUUCGUCUAGUGUAGUUUUUUUCUUUGUUCGAUGCAUCGGGAAAUGGUAAGUGGUUAGGUUUGGUGGUCAGAGAGAAAUGGAUUCAGCGAGGAGCUGGUUUCAGAAAUUUCAGCCAAGAGAGAAGCUACGAUCAACGACUAGAAAGAAAGACGCAUCUGAUGAAUCGUCAAAUAACGAACCUAAAUCGCCAUCGGAAGAUGAUGAAUCCCUAUCUAAUACAACCAAACAGAAAGUUGCUGCUGCCAAGCAGUACAUUGAAAAUCAUUACAAGGAGCAAAUGAAGAAUCUCCAAGAAAGAAAAGAACGACGGACGAUACUGGAAAAGAAACUGGCUGAUGCUGAUGUGUCAGAGGAAGAUCAGAACAACUUACUAAAAUUCUUGGAGAAGAAAGAAACUGAAUACAUGCGUCUUCAGAGGCAUAAAAUGGGCGUUGAUGAUUUCGAAUUGUUAACUAUGAUCGGCAAAGGUGCUUUUGGAGAGGUUAGAGUGUGUAGGGAAAAUACAACAGGUCAUGUGUAUGCUAUGAAAAAACUUAAGAAAUCUGAGAUGCUUCGAAGAGGCCAGGUUGAGCAUGUGAGAGCUGAAAGGAACCUACUGGCAGAGGUGGAUAGCAAUUGUAUUGUAAAGCUUUAUUGUUCUUUCCAAGAUGAGGAGUUUCUGUAUCUUAUAAUGGAAUACUUGCCUGGUGGAGAUAUGAUGACUCUACUUAUGAGAAAAGAUACAUUGACAGAAGAUGAAGCUAGAUUUUAUGUUGCAGAAACAGUUCUAGCUAUUGAAUCUAUCCAUAAACACAACUACAUUCACAGGGAUAUCAAGCCCGACAACUUGCUACUUGAUAGAUAUGGACACUUGAGGCUUUCUGAUUUUGGGCUAUGUAAACCAUUAGAUUGCAGCACCAUCCAAGAAGGGGAUUUUUCAGUAGUGAACAACAGUGUUAAUGGGACUGCACAGAAUGAAGAACGGCCAGCAGCUCCAAAGCGCACUCAACAGGAGCAAUUAAAGCAUUGGCAGAAGAACAGGAGGAUGCUUGCUUAUUCAACAGUCGGCACACCUGACUAUAUUGCUCCGGAAGUACUGCUGAAGAAAGGUUAUGGGAUGGAAUGUGAUUGGUGGUCGCUUGGUGCUAUUAUGUACGAAAUGCUUGUGGGAUAUCCUCCUUUCUACUCAGACGAUCCAAUGUCUACUUGUAGGAAGAUAGUAAAUUGGAGAACUCAUUUGAAAUUCCCAGAAGAAGCAAGAUUGUCUAGAGAGGCAAAAGAUGUCAUCAGCAAACUCUUGUGUAAUGUCAACCAGAGAUUGGGAACAAAAGGCGCAGAUGAAUUAAAGGCUCAUCCGUGGUUUAAUGGUGUUGAAUGGGAUAAACUUUAUCACAUGGAAGCGGCAUUUAUCCCAGAGGUCAAGGAUGAUCUAGAUACUCAAAAUUUCGAAAAGUUUGAAGAUUCUGAGAACCAGAAUCGAAGUACAACAAGAACCGGUCCAUGGAGAAAGAUGCUCUCUUCUAAAGACCUCAAUUUUGUGGGCUACACAUAUAAGAACUUCGAAAUUGUGAAUGAUUAUCAAGUUCCCGGAAUGGCUGAUUUGAAGAAGAAAACCGCCAAAUCGAAGAGGCCAUCUGUCAAGUCGCUUUUCGAAGCAGAUUCAGAAACAUCAGAAUCAUCAGAUACAACUAGUGAUCAGUCUGUUCACGGAAGUUUUCUAAAUCUCUUGCCUCCUCAACUAGAAGUAUGUGAAAAGCAAAAGGAUUCUCUCUAACCCUGCAAUUCCCUUUGUGAUGUCAGACGAUGAGCUCCAUCCUAUUACCCAACUGCAAUUUCAAUUAUUACACUUCAUUCUUAAUGCUCUGCUUUUUCCGCAUUUUGGUUUGUUGCUCUAGCGACAGUUGCUGAAAGUUUGAGAGGCUCAAUUGGAUGAAGUUCUGGGUUCCUAAGCAACUAUUUAGCUUACCCCUGCUGGAGGAACUGUUCUGCAAGUUUUCUCGGUUAUUAUAAAGAUGAAAACCAGACAGGACGAAGAGCAGUAGAUUAAGGUACUAAUUCAUUUGCUGUCGGAAUGUAAUUUAUUCAUUUUUAAUCCUUCACUGGCUUCAAAAUGUUGUACAAAUUCACUCUUUUUUUUUUUUUUUUCUUAACUCAUACCCUGUAUAUGAAUAUAUGCACUAAUGAUAGCAAAAGAAACAGGUA
Molecule: messenger RNA, 2452 nt
Organism: Ricinus communis (castor bean)
Lineage: Eukaryota; Viridiplantae; Streptophyta; Magnoliopsida; Malpighiales; Euphorbiaceae
Product: serine/threonine-protein kinase tricornered
Exons: 13
Coding region: 348-2024 (558 amino acids)
Biological process (GO): peptidyl-serine phosphorylation; intracellular signal transduction
Molecular function (GO): ATP binding; protein serine/threonine kinase activity
Source: RefSeq, a predicted model, not a curated record